Antrostomus carolinensis (chuck-will's-widow) is the source of this 954-nucleotide messenger RNA. RefSeq names its product olfactory receptor 1020. Gene Ontology annotation, biological process: G protein-coupled receptor signaling pathway. Gene Ontology annotation, cellular component: membrane. Gene Ontology annotation, molecular function: G protein-coupled receptor activity; olfactory receptor activity. The record is from RefSeq and is a predicted model, not a curated record. The transcript has a single exon. Bases 1 to 954 code for a protein of 317 amino acids. NCBI's taxonomy places the organism in Eukaryota, Metazoa, Chordata, Aves, Caprimulgiformes, Caprimulgidae.
AUGGGAGGAAAUCACACGCAGACUGAAUUCAUCCUCUUGGGAAUCACAGACAGUCCCUGUGUGCAGACCCCUCUUUUUGGGUUGUUUCUAUUGAUUUACAUCAUCACUUUGGUGGGGAACAUUGGGAUCAUGCUCUUGGUUUGGGUGGUUCCCAGCCUCCACACCCCCAUGUAUUUCUUCCUCACCCAUUUUUCAUUUGCUGACGUCUGCUAUUCCACAGCCAUCUCCCCCAAAAUGCUGGUAGACCUGUUAUCUGAGAAGAAAACCAUUUCUUUCACUGGUUGUGUGACACAGUUCCUCAGUUUUGCUUUCUUUGGCACUGCUGAGUGUCACCUCCUGGCUGUGAUGGCCUAUGACCGCCACGUUGCCAUCUGCAACCCCCUACGUUACGUGAUGGUCAUCUCCAGUGGUGUCUGCUGGCAGCUGGUGGCAUCAUCCUACCUCAUUGCUUUUCUCAGCACCAUCAUCUACACAAGCUGCAUGUUUGGAGGUUCCUUCUGUGGACCCAACCAGAUCAACCACUUCUUCUGUGACAUCAGUCCUGUGCUAAAGCUCGUCUGCUCCGACACCCACAGCAGUGAGAUGAUCAUCUUUGCCUUUGUCAUCAUAAAUGUGGUGGGCACGAGCGUGGUCAUUUUGCUCUCCUACAGCUCUAUCCUCUUCAGGGUCCUGAGGAUGCCCUCAGCACAGAGCAGGUCCAGAGCCUUCAACACCUGCACCUCCCACUUGAUGGUUGUUUCCUUAUUCUACGGGACAGUAUUUUUCAUGUACCUACAACCAGCAUCCAACCACAACAGCCUGGAUAAGGUGGUUUCCAUCUUCUACACCGUGGUCACCCCCAUGCUCAACCCCUUCAUCUACAGCCUGAGGAACAAGGAGGUGAAGGGUGCUCUGGGGAAGUGCAGGAGAAGGAUGUUAAACUGCUGUCAACACAAAAAAAGCUGGGUUAGCUAG